CCCCCUAUCUUCAGUUUAUUUAAAUGUUGUUUGGUCAGUUACCAUCAGUAGAAGAUUAGGCAUAGAGCAGUAAUCUCCUCCUAUAAUAAGCCCAGUUAACAAACAAGAGUAGUAAUGAAGACUAUAAUCUUUGCUCUGGUGAUGAGUUUGAUGAAGUGCUCUGAGAGCAUGCAGUUGCCUAAUUGCUCUGGAGGGAGCCCAGCAUCCUGCACAUGUGGAGAUGGUUCAGAACUUGACCUCCGCAUGUUUCCACCUUGCGAUAUUUCAAAGGGAAAACCCAACUGCGUGUGCCCUCCUGGUGAAGAGCUUGAAGGAGCAAGCCGGCCUAAACCAGUCAAACCAUGUGCUCAGGGCAGACCAACAUGUCCGGACGGAACAGCUGUUCCAUGGCAGCUGACAUGCGAGGAUGGAAGCUCACCAGUUGCAAGCCCUGGAUCUCCUCCAUCUUGCAAUAGUGGUUCCUUAUUGUGUCAGAAUGGAGACCCUGUUCUUUGUCCAGAUGGAUCACCCAUUUUUUCGGGAUAAAAUAACUCUCUAAUUGGGCAAAGUUUCAAAUAAAUUAAAAAAACCUAAA
Eurytemora carolleeae is the source of this 574-nucleotide messenger RNA. RefSeq lists its product as uncharacterized. The transcript is spliced from 5 exons. Bases 115 to 525 code for a protein of 136 amino acids. NCBI's taxonomy places the organism in Eukaryota, Metazoa, Arthropoda, Copepoda, Calanoida, Temoridae. The record is from RefSeq and is a predicted model, not a curated record.